Molecule: messenger RNA, 4929 nt
Organism: Pichia membranifaciens NRRL Y-2026
Lineage: Eukaryota; Fungi; Ascomycota; Pichiomycetes; Pichiales; Pichiaceae
Exons: 2
Coding region: 273-4841 (1522 amino acids)
Biological process (GO): endocytosis; maintenance of cell polarity; exocytosis
Cellular component (GO): membrane; nuclear envelope; cytosol
Molecular function (GO): sterol binding; protein binding
Source: RefSeq, a predicted model, not a curated record
GGAAGAAAGUGGUUCGCCCUCGAGCGGAAGCGUGUCCCGUGUCCGUGCCCGUGCUCGACGGGACGGGAUGGGAUGGGAUGCUCAGCGUGCACGGAUCUGGGCUUUUCUGAUGCUGGGACUUUGGAGGAGAGGAGCACGAGGGGGAGGAGGGGACAGAAGGGAACGGUUAUCGAGCCAGAAGUGGUGAGUUACCAAUUGUGCACCUAAAGCCUGCUCUCUUCACCAGUCUGCGACUAGCACUCUCAAGCGUCGACCAUCCCUAGCACAACAGCAUGUCGUCGUCCUCGUCGUCGCCCCAGCAGAACCGCCAGAGCGUGGUUCACCAACCUUCACGAAUUGCAACUAUCAACCCUUCUUUGAUGAAACUAAAGCUUUUGGAGGUAUUGAGAAACAGCGACAAUGUCAAGUUGUUGGAACUGGUCAGCCAAAUUGAUAGCGAUCCUUCAAACUAUGACCUCAUGAAACUAAAAAGUGAAUUGUUAUUGUAUGCCGUCCAGGUUGGCCCUCUCACGAUCAACAAAUUCAUCGUUGAAACAGGUCUAGCAGACGUUAACGCACAAGAUGCGGAUGGAAAUACGGCUCUUCAUUUGGCUGCUAUUUCAAACAGAAAUGACGUGAUUGAAUUUUUGUUGAGCCUGCCCAACAUUAACGAUUGUUUGUACAACAAGAACCUGAAACAGCCUAUUCAAUGUACCACCAAUGUAGGGACUGCUCAGUUAAUGGAUUAUCUAAGAAACAAGCAUAUUGAGCAAAUCGCAUCAGAAUUGAGAAGUGGUUUCGAAUCUAGAAAUUUCGAACUUUUGGAUAAACUACUGACGAAUCCGAGAGAUAAAGAAUUGCUAGAUAUAAACGGGACCGAUCCUGUUACCGGCGAUACCGUUCUUAUAGAGUUUGUCAAAAAAAACGAUUAUGAUAUGGUCAAAUUCAUUUUAGACCAUGGCGGUGAUCCUUUCAAAAGGAGCCUUUCAGGUAAAUUACCAGAAGAAUCAACCCUGGAUUUGGACAUGAAAAAAAUUAUAGAGGACUCUUUCGCAAAGCAGAAUAUCAUGGAUUCAACUUCCCAUCCUCAAGAAGGUUCACCAACCUGCAAAGGUUUUCUAAAAAAAUGGACCAAUUUUGCAGGAGGCUACAAAUUGAGAUGGUUUGUGCUUGACAGCGAGGCUAGACUCUCUUACUAUAAGUCUCCGAAUGAUAUGAACAAUACCUGUAGAGGAUUGAUCCAUCUAGCACAUGCUAUGCUCAAGGUUGACAGUUCCGAAAAUACCAAGUUUGAAAUCAUCAUCCAGAAUCCAUCGGAUGGCUCUCCUGUUAGAUGGCAUUUAAAGGCAGAACAUUCUACAGAAGCUCAAAAAUGGAUUUGGGUUCUUCAAAAUGCAAUAAGAUAUGCCAAGGAUAAUUUAAAAAAACAACGGAAAUCGGUGAUGCUGUCCCAUAUCUUGAACGAAGAUCUACCUGUUGAAUCCUCUCAUCAUAACUCAAACCAACACAGUCGUGAAUACGAUGAUUCCGAAGAGCAACUUCGUCUUCCCACCUCUACUUUAGCAGGCCCUCGUGGCUCUGAACCUUCAUCUGUUGAACAUAGGCCCGUCAACUCCAUUAUUUUGGAUGCUCAUAGAGCUUCCAAUGAGUUCAAGGAUUUGGUUCGAAUUACUGAUUCUGAGGCAGAUCUGCCUUUGCAUAUACAUACUAACAACCUGAAAAAGAAGGAAAUUUUUAGAAGUAUGAACAUGAGUCCAAUGGAAAAUCCAGUCAUACUGAAAGGUAAUGCUAAUGAUAAUGAUAAUGAUGAUAACAUAGAUAAAGCUGAAAAUGAUGAUAAUGAAAGCAAAAAUAAUGAUAAUAUCAACAGUAAUCACAAUUUGAAUGUUGAAGAUGUUCGAAAUACUAAUAUUCCUGAAAAUGAGAGUUUUGACAGUUUGAGAAACCAAGUUGGACCUGUACCGGACAGGACUUCCCAGUAUAACAAUAAUAGUAAUAAGCCAAGUUCCCAUGAUACUCCAAAUACAGCAGAGUCUCAUCAUCACCAUCAUAAUAGAACGCCCUCGAUUGCAUCGAAUAGUUCGGAGCGUUCUAAGAACUCCUCUUUAGCCAAAAAGUUAUACAAAAAACCUCUGAAACAGCUUAGUAAGAUAGGGAGAAAAACGAGAGAUUCUUUUGUAGUUGACCAUGAAGGUAGAGAACCUAAAGAACAUAAAUCUUCACGCCAUUCAUCCUCUUCUGCUGCUAAUUUGAGCCACAGUAAUGCUUCACAUGCGUCAUUUGCAUCGAACUCUAGCUCUAUAUCUUCUCCAGAUUUGAGGGGUAGAAAUGAAUUUGAUACAGCCUAUGAUUCAAGGGUUGAAAUUGGCGAUGCAGAUGAUGAUGAGGAUGAUGAAGAUGAUGAAGAUGAUUUUUCCCCAAGUAUCAAUCAAAGAAACAGUGCUAAUGCGAACACUGAUCUAUACGUCGUCAGAAAUCAGAUCACAAUCCAACUUAAAACUUUCAAAGAUUUCUUAGACUCCUCAGUACAUGACGAUUCAAUUAGUAAAGGAGAUUUGGCUGAAAUGUCAAACGGAAUUUUAGCCACCUUGAAUCUUUUACUCAAUCAAGAGGGCGACUGUAUUAAUAGCAAAUAUAACGAGUUGGUGAGGCGUUUAGAAAAGCAACAAAAAAUUUCUUCGAUCUGGGAAAACUCAAUCAAACAAUUAGAGUACGAAAUCCGUGAAAGAGAAACCAAAAUUGUUGAGUUAGAAGACAAAUUAAGAGCAUUGAAAAAAUCUCUCAGAAACAGUGUUAGCCAGUUACAACAUGCAAAUAGUGUUUACAGUACUAAGGGUGAUCAACAACUGCGUGGUCUACCAUCAGAACGUGAACAUGUUUCAAAUGCUACAUCUGCUGCUGCUCUUGCAAGACAGGCUUUGACUGCAAACAUGAACAAAAACAUUCCUCCAAUUCCAACAAGCGCACCACCCUUUGAUGCAAUCAAGCAGCAACAAGAGGAGAAGCGUGCUUUGCAACAACAACAGGACCUUCAACAAAGGUUUCAAACUCAAGACAAGGCUAUUCAUAGUAUGGAUCUCAGCAAGGAACCUUCUUAUGCCUCUCAACCUACUCCUUUUGACCCUACGUUGACGGAGUUUUUGGAAGAGUCUGAUGAUAGUGAGGAUGAAUUCUUUGACGCUGAGGAUGUCGUGAAGGAUAUGUCAGUUCUAGAGAGGAGAGAAACAUUAAGAAAUCGGAGAAACAAACAAUCUAAGUCUCCGAACAGUGAAUUUUUGUCUCAACCGCAACAACAGCAAGAAACACUUCAACGUCAGUCUACUGCACAAGGUCAAAUUCCAGCAAUCCCUACUGAAUUACCUCCACCUAUUCCACAUGAGAUGGAUUCCGAAGAACAGCCUUCGGACCAGAGUAAUGGAUCCCCUACGGGAAUUAGCAAAGGUGCUGCUGUACCUAUCGAAACAGCAGCAUCUUCUCAGCAAGAGGAGUUGAGUGUUCAGCCCUCAGAAGCCACCGCUGUCAAUAACGAUGCCAUCGAAAAGAAAGAGGAAACUCCAAAGCCCAAUUUCAAACCUAAUACUGACAGUGACGGCCACUACAUUGUGAACAAACAUGAUUUGACUAGCGAAAUCCAAUCUAACAGAUAUGGCAAGAUCUUGGACGAGCAAUCAUUUGAAGGGUAUGAAGAUCCUUUGAGGUUAUCGCUGGCUCCAGAAGACAAUCGUCCUAAGAUGUCUUUGUGGGGUGUUUUGAAAUCAUUAGUCGGUAAGGAUAUGACCAAAAUGACCCUACCUGUUACAUUCAAUGAGCCUACCUCUUUAUUGCAAAGAAAUGUUGAAGUCAUAGAGUAUUCUGACUUAUUGGAUAAAGCUGCCGCAAUGGAAUCUUCAACUUUGAGGUUGGUUUACGUUGCUACUUUUGCAGCUUCCGAAUAUGCAUCUACUGUCGGUAGAAUUGCUAAGCCUUUCAAUCCACUAUUGGGGGAAACAUUUGAAUAUGCAAGACCAGAUAAAGGAUAUAGAUGUUUUGUUGAGCAAGUCAGUCACCACCCUCCGAUUUCAGCUUUAGUCGCUGAAUCACCAUGUUGGUCAUACUAUGGUGAAUCAAAUGUCAAAACAAAGUUUCUUGGCAGAUCUUUCGAUAUCAAGCAUCUGGGUACUUGGUUCUGUGAAGUAUAUCCCGAUGCUGGUGUUGAAUGUAAGAAUGGUCAAAAAUCUGACAAAGAAGUUUAUUCAUGGAGAAAGGUUAACAACUCUGUUAUUGGCAUCAUUGUUGGUAAUCCAACCAUUGAUAACUACGGUGACAUGGAAAUUCACAACCAUAUGACAGGGGACUACAUGAAGUUCAACUUUAAGCCGAGAGGUUGGAGAGCUUCUUCGGCUUAUGAAGUCAAAGGUGAAGUUUUUGAUUCUUCUGGUAAAUUGGUCUACUAUGUUGGCGGUCAUUGGAACAGCAAAAUUUUCUGUAAGCCAGCUGAUGAUAAAAAUGCCGAAAGGUUCUUAGUUUGGGAAGCAGCUCCAAGAAAGGAGAUGAUGUUCCACCUAACCAAUUUUGCUGCUACAUUAAAUGCUCCCCAGCCACACCUACUGCCAAAAGUGGCUUGUACUGAUACUAGAUUGAGACCAGAUCAACGUGCAAUGGAAAACGGUGAUUACGAUCUGGCAGCUGAAGAGAAGAAUAGAGUGGAGGAGAAACAAAGAGAAGCCAGACGUCAAAGAGAAUUGAAGGGCGAAGUUUACCAACCUACCUUCUUCAAUAGAAGCAAACAUCCCGUUACAGGUGAAGAUUACUGGGAAUAUAAAAACUUGUAUUGGAGAGAAAGAAUGGAGGGUAAACUUAAGGACUACAAUGAUAUCUUUUAAUUGGUUCCUGUUUCAUCUUUUUCCUGUUAAUUUGUUACUAUAUUCUUUUUUCUAUUAUUACUUUAUUUAUUUGUUACUUUUUUUUUCC